This is a messenger RNA of Staurois parvus, 939 nucleotides long. The record is from the annotation of a GenBank genome assembly. Lineage: Eukaryota; Metazoa; Chordata; Amphibia; Anura; Ranidae.
CAGAACACCAUUCUGCCGUGCCAAGACCAGUACUUUGCAGGGGGUCAGAGCUAUGAUUGCCCAUACUUCCCCGCAACCUCAGCGCCCACUGUUGAUGUUACCAAGGAUACAUGGGUCUCUCUCUGGGCUUAUGGUCUCCUGGACGACACAUCCAGCAACCAGGACCCACAAUCCCAUGGGCAGCUGUGCGAUGCUGGCAGCACACUACAAGAUGAUUAUGUAUGGAAUGAGCAGCUAUCUUCUCAGCUGACCACAAACAAACAGCUUCAAGAUACCUUGGUGCAGAGGGAAGAGGAGCUGGCCCGACUACACGAGGAGAACAAUAAGCUGAAGCAAUACCUGAACUCUACCUUCGUGAAAUGCUUGGAGGAGAAGACCAAGAAACUGCUGUCCCAGCAUGGCCUGGGUGCUCCCCUAAAGAGAAAAGCCAGGGUUAGCAGCCUUGCCUCUCCUGAAACCUCAGCCAAAAAGGCCAAGAGGAAUCUUUAUAACGAUUUCACUGCCUGUGAAGGACAAUCCAGUUCUACGGUAGCAUCCUGGGUCCUGCAGACUCUGGGACUCAAAGAUGUCAACACCAUUGAUGAUUCUGCAUCAGCUAACUACAGUGCCAUCCCUAAAGAGCUCAUGGACGUUGGGGGAGCAGAGUAUGGAAGUAUACAAGACUCCCCCUCUUCUGGAUACAGUACAAUCCAUAUGUCCCCUUUGCACAGCCAGGGCAGUUCUACACCCCUGCCAAAAAGUGAGCCAGUCAGCCCAUUUGGCUCUCCUAUUUGUUAUACUCCAGAGGUGUCUCCUAACAAAACAGAAGUUGCCUUCUCCACAUCCCUGAACCCUCAUUGCAAUGUGAAGACUCACAGCUUCUCCAAUGGACAAGCAUUUGUUCGCAGAGAUGGGGAAGGGGGUUGGAAAUUUACCUGGGUCCCCAAACAAUCUGAAUAA